Messenger RNA from Paraglomus brasilianum, 222 nucleotides. Lineage: Eukaryota; Fungi; Glomeromycota; Glomeromycetes; Paraglomerales; Paraglomeraceae. The record is from the annotation of a GenBank genome assembly.
AUGGUAAUAUUUCUUGCACACGUGACUUAUUUGCAUCCCCGAUGGCAAGCGAAUAAUACAUCUGUUUCCCAGAAACACAUCAAAGCUGAGGUCCGAGACUUACGAAUCUCCUGGAUCCUCAAUUUCAAUAUCGCCGGCAGCUUUAGUGAGACUGACACCGCAUCAAUUAAAAGUACGAGAGAAGAGCAGAAACUCAAUAUGGACAAUGGAUACCGAAUCUGA